AUCUGGACAAGAGGGCUGAGGCACCUCAACUGUCUCCUCUUGAUGUAAAGGAGCAGUGGCUGGACUCCGUAAGCUCCGUAUGACCAACUUCCUCACCCUAUCUCAUAGGGUCGACUGGUAAAUCAAGAGGUUUGCUCAGUUCCCAGUCGGUACUGCCUGUACUUCCAACCUUCCAUCACUGGAAGGUUGAGAUACUUCAGAGAUACUUGAACUUGAAGUAGACCUCACUCCCACUCUGAAAGGUGCAAAUUUCUAGAGUUGGUCCAGUGUUGCACAGCCAGGACAAUAAACACAUUGCACCUCUGGUCAGGUACCCUUCUCUCCAGCAUUCCGGAAAAAAAAAUUCCCAGGAAGGCUGAGCAGGAGUGUGAGCCUACUGUCGUCGGAAAACACCCUUCGGUCACUCUUCUUUAUAAUUGGGUCCACCUCCCCCAGUCUGGCAGCUUCAACCAGACUGGGCUCCCGCCACGCCGAACAUCAGGACCCGCGAAUGAGCCUCUAAGGGGGCGGAGAGACGUCCGAGAGCAGACAAGCUAGUCAGAAAGAGAAGUUGACACCGGGAGCCGAGCCUCCACGGCGGCGGGCACUUAUCUCACUCCGGGGCUGUACGCGCCUACCACAGAUUCUUCACGCACUCAUGGUCGUCUUGUGUCAGCCUUCUGGAGCUCACACGUUCGAGCGUGGUGACGACGACGACGACGUGGAGGAAGAAGAAGAAGAAGAAGAAGCGAUGUUUAGGUGCAACCGUGGAGGAGUUCGGACUUAGCUUCCUCAAGUGACUUUGGAGCGUAUACAAGCCAGGGGAGUUUCGGAUGUAGUAGCCCCGAACGAGUUACUACCUGUCCUGCGUGUUCCUCGCUCUGCUGAGCCGGAGGAAGGUGAGGUGGGCAUGCAGGUGAAGAAGCACCGGGAAGAGUCGAACCGGGGCGGCGGGACCAUGCUGGAAGUGGACGUCCCACGUAAAAAGACCUCCUGCUUCUCGAAUAUCAAGAUAUUCCUCAUUUCGGAAUGUGCGCUCAUGUUGGCACAAGGCACCGUGGGAGCAUACUUGGUGAGUGUGCUGACCACCCUGGAGCGUCGCUUCAACCUGCAAAGUGCAGACGUCGGCGUGAUUGCCAGCAGUUUCGAAAUCGGCAAUCUAGCACUCAUCCUGUUUGUCAGCUACUUCGGGGCCAAAGCCCACCGGCCCCGUCUUAUUGGCUGUGGGGGCAUAGUCAUGGCACUGGGCGCCCUCCUUUCUGCGCUCCCCGAGUUUCUCACCAACCAGUAUGAGAUAGGGGACACGAGGCGGACUGAUGUGGGACGGGACGUGUGCUCCAACAGGAGCCAGGACACCCAGUUGGCUGACGACACGGCGUGCACCAACAGGGCCAACACCAACAUGAUGUACCUGCUGCUGAUUGGGGCUCAGGUGCUGCUGGGCAUCGGAGCCACGCCUGUGCAGCCCCUGGGGGUGUCUUACAUUGAUGAUCAUGUCAAGAAGAAAGACUCUUCUCUCUACAUAGGAAUCCUCUUUUCCACUCUGGUGUUUGGGCCUGCGUGUGGUUUUAUCCUGGGCUCCGUCUGCACAAAAUAUUAUGUGGACGCGAUCUUCAUGGACACCAGUGAUCUCGGCAUCACUCCAGAGGACCCGCGAUGGAUAGGGGCCUGGUGGGCGGGCUUCCUUCUGUGUGGUGCCUUACUCUUUAGCUCUGCCCUUCUGAUGUUCGGCUUCCCUCAGUCUCUGCCCACCAAGGAGAGAGAGGAGGGGCCUGACAGUGAGCAGGCCAUGCUUCCUCCUGCUGCUCCUUCGAGUCCUGGCUAUGAGGCUCCAAAGACCAGCAAUGGUGCUGUGAGCAACCACGAGCGGCCCAACAGCCUCACCUGCUGUCAGCAACUCAGAGUGAUCCCCAAGGUAACCAAACACCUGCUGUCAAACCCCGUGUUCACCUGCAUCAUCCUGGCGGCCUGCAUGGAGAUUGCCGUUGUCGCGGGUUUCGCCGCCUUUUUGGCCAAAUACCUCGAGCAGCAGUUCAACCUCACCACCACCUCGGCAAACCAGCUGUUAGGCAUGACUGCCAUUCCGUGCGCAUGUCUGGGAAUCUUCAUGGGCGGCUUAUUGGUGAAGAAACUCAACCUGUCGGCGCUUGGAGCCAUCCGCAUGGCCAUGCUGGUCAACCUGAUCUCCACCGCAUGUUACAUCUCCUUCCUGUUCCUGGGAUGCAACACAGGCGCCGUCGCAGGGGUGACGGUCACGUACGGCAACAGUACUUUGCAGGUGGGCAACAAACCGGAAGCUCCGUGCAUCAAUCACUGUAACUGCUUCACCUCCUCCAUCAGUCCUGUUUGUGGAUCCAACGGCGUCACCUACCUGUCGGGCUGCUUUGCCGGCUGCACCCACACCUUUGCUCAGAACCUGAGUGGAUGUGCUUGUAUAUCUGCUGACAGCGAAUUCGCCACAGCCGUUCCAGGAAAAUGCCCGACCACCGGCUGCCAGGAGGCUUUUCUCAUCUUCCUGUGCAUCAUCUGCUUGUGCAGCCUGGUGGGGGCCAUGGCCCAGACGCCCUCUGUGAUUGUCCUCAUCAGGACUGUCACUCCCGAACUGAAGUCAUACGCACUUGGGGUGUUGUUCCUUUUGCUGCGACUCUUUGGGUUCAUCCCGCCUCCGCUCAUCUUUGGCGCCGGGAUAGACUCCACCUGCCUUUUCUGGAGCUCAGACUGUGGCGACAAAGGCGCCUGCCUGUUGUACGACAACCUGGCCUACAGAUGGCUGUAUGUAAGCUUGGCCAUCAUCCUGAAGGCCGUGGCCUUCCUCCUGUACGCCUCCACGUGGUACUGCCUACGCCGCAACUACAACACCUACAUCAAAAGUCACGAGGCCCAGAUGUCGCCCAGCGAGUUCUACCCCUCGCUCUCGGACGGGCCCAAACUAGUGGACAGGACAAAGUUCAUCUAUAGCUUAGAGGACCACGAGUUUUGUGAAAACAUGGAAUCGGUUUUGUAGGCCGUAAAGCGACAAGGACGAUGUGGACUAUUCAUAUUGUUUUUUAGUAUUAACAACGAUGAACCGCUGCUCUGCUGUCCUCAAUACAAAGGGUCCACUUUAGGUGUGUGAUGGUGCUGGUGGUAGAAUUGAUGAGCUUGUUGUGUUGUUGCUAGGCAGACAAAGACAACAAAUUGUAGCUUCGUGUGUUGACUGGAGUGGUGUUACUACUACUAGUUGCCAUAUUCUUGUAGCUCUGGUCAUGGCUGCAGAUGUGCAUGAGAGGAAAUGACAGCACUAUCUGUCUUACCAAGGAGAACUAUGGCCACGCCCCAAAAUAAACAUUUAAAGUCCUAGAACGACAAUAAAGACGUAAUAAUGAGAAGAACAAGAAUACAUUUUAAAAUGUUUUUAUGAGAAUAAAGUUGAAAUUUUAUUUAAAAAAAAUAAACAAUAUUACAAAAAAAUAAAUGCACGUGUGGAAUUUUUUGUCCCCCAAAAAUGCUUAUUUUCCCCUCCAAACAACUUGUGACGUAUUACUUACGGAUAUGUUAUUCUUAUAACGUCACAAAAUAGAUUUUUUAUUGAGUUUGAAAAUCAUAUCACAUAGUUUACGUAACAGAUCACCAUUUUUUGCAGUCACUGAAUUUUACUUUCUUCCUGUAACUUAUUUUUUUUCUGUAUUUUAUACUCAACUUUACAUUGGAGUACAUUCUUAACAAAAAAAAAAAGAUUUGUACAUGAAAAAAUACACUUACCAAAAUGUAUUUUUUUUCUCCAAAAAUUGCAACUCAUGUAACUACAAUUUAUUAUUUGUCACUUUUUUUAUUUUUUGUCACUUUACCCCUAUAUUUCUGUAACGCUCUCCAAUAAUACUAUAAUUUCAUUAAUGACAUUCAAACUUUUUUCUCAUAACAUGUCAAAUGUAUUCUGAAUAUUUGUGUGUGCGUGUUGCCCUUGUACUCCUUGGUAGUGUGCGUAUUCAGUGAGAUGUUUUCCGUAUUUAACAAAAGUCGGGGUGGUUCUUCAUUAGUACAUAAGUUGCCAAGCGUUUACAGUCAUUUGAUGAGAGAGCAGAAUCACCCUGACUUUACUACUCUAGUGGCCUCUUAGAUAUUUUUCAAAUGAAACCAAACUGAUUGUGUUCAGUUUAGCUUCUCAUGCUGGAUCAGACACACACUGUCGUCCAUACUGUUGAGAGAAAAAAUGUGCAAUGAUAUUUGUGUGAUACAUCAUACUAGUUAGUGUGUCUUUUUUUGUUUCACAGUUCAUUCAACAGCCUAUUUUGUCUUAAUAAGGGAUUCUACAAAUAAGAUGUUUAUUUUCUUUGGACUCCUGCUCAGAGAGACUGCAGGAGAAGAAAAAGAUUACGAGUAAUAUAUUUGUUAUUCUGGGGGGUCCAGAAUGCUCUAUUAUAUUGAUGUCGGUGAUUAUAGUCUUCACUUCCUGUAUCUACAGUAUAUGAUGUCACAAGAGAUGAUUUGCAGUGAAGGUAAUAGAAACAUAAUGCAUCUUCAGAUUAGAUCUGUCGUAGCUGCAGAGACAACAGGACUGUGUGUAUGUGUGUGUGUGUAGUCAAAACACGUUUAUUCUUGGUGUGUGUGUGGAAAAUUUCAAUUUAAGACAACUUGUUACGAUGCUACUGAUCUCUCAGCAGUUCUAGUUUUGACCUUGUCUCUUUUCUUACUCUUUUGUAUGGCAUUUAUUUUACUCUGGGAAUAAAUACUUUUUCAAUAAUA
This is a messenger RNA of Doryrhamphus excisus (bluestripe pipefish), 4701 nucleotides long. The record is from RefSeq and is a predicted model, not a curated record. Lineage: Eukaryota; Metazoa; Chordata; Actinopteri; Syngnathiformes; Syngnathidae.